UAGGUUACUUGUGCAUUUACAAGUUUUCCAUAAGGAGGAAUUAUUCCGCUAGUAUCAGUUACCUUUCUUUAUUCUUGACCUGAAAAAUAAUAAAGUUUUUUCCUUUUGUCAGACCUUCUUCGUUUUACAGCUACAGCAUUACGCAGAAGAACCCGAGUACUCUUUGUUUUGGUACAGUUACCGUUAUUAUUCUUUACUGAACAGGCGAAACUCGAGUAAACAAGCAAGAUUCAAAAGCAGAGUUUAAUAAAUUUCAUUUAAUAGUCCUCAGUUUUACAAUAUAGACUUAUUAGGAAGUCCGACAAAAGUUCACCAUAAUAGAAUAGGGCCCAAGAAAGUUUGAUAUGGCUAGGAAGCAGUCUAAUACAAGAUCUUCAAGGUCUACUUCCAAAGCAGUAACAUCAAAUAAUAAGAGCCUCAGCGAAGAGAGCAACUACGAUAAUGAGAGCAAGAAACUGGAUGGUGAAAAGAAAGUGAUAAAGAAAAGAAAAUAUAGUCGAGGAGGUUGCAACGAGUGUCGUCGUCGUAAAAUAAAAUGCCUGGAAGAAAAACCUGAAUGCUAUAAUUGUACUAGAUUGAAUAAAACUUGUGUAUACGAAAAUAAGUCGAGAUUCAAGUUUAGUGAAGUUCAACCCCAGGAUUCCACUCAAGAUCAUAGCAAUAACAACCAUAACAAUGGUAAUGGUGAAAAAUUUGAAAACAAGGAUAUUCAAAUAGUGAAACGUAACGAUGAUCUUGAUCAGUUUAGUAAAACCAAUAGCCCAAUGAGUGUGUCUAAUAUGACAAGUCCUCCAGUUAUUCAUGCAUCUCAUAGCCCUCUGGAUCGUUAUAUGCAACAAGCAGAUAUAAAAGGGAACGAAGUUGAGCAUGAUUAUUCUUCAGAGACAACCCCCAUAUUACCCCCUCCUCGAGGAUCUGGCAUUCCUGAAAUGAGUUUCCCUUCCAUGACCUCAUUAGCAUUCCCUUCAAUUAGGGCUAACAGUCCUGCCCCUCCUUUAACUGUCCCAAAAUCAUCUUUUAGAAAUAAUAUAACAGAUAUCGUAUCUCCUAAUGAACCUCAUUCAAUUCUGCAACAUGGAGCCACCGGCGGAGCUGAUUUGAUCAAUCCCGAAUUAAUGAAAAAUAAAGAUAUGCAGAAUCUAUUUGAUGAAGCAAGCUUAUUAGUAAGUGAUAUCAAUCAUUUAGUAUCGGUAGAUCUAGCUCUUCAAAAUCAUGAUUUGUAUACUUCCGACGAAACUAUGUUAAGACACCAUCAACGUCAAAUUCAACCACUAACCGAUUCUCAUAAUGGAAACACACCAUUCAUGGGAAUAACAAGUGAUAAUGCAAGUCCGACUGCCAACAGCCAUAGAAGUUCGGGGUCAAUGUCAGGAAGUGACACAUUUGAAAGACACAAUUUCCAGAUUGAUGAUUUUACUGAUCGGAUCAAUACUCAUAAUCAAGAGGACUUAAAUAAAUCAUAUAAUUUACAGGAUCGAAUCGUCGAAGAAAUGAAAAUGUCUACCAGUCAACUAAUUGAAGAAAGCAUAAAGCAUAAUAACUUGGUUGCACCCCAUAUAACCUAUUUGAAAACCCUUCUUACCACUGAUUUAUCAUAUCAUUUGUACCCCUUUGCAUCUUCGGUUGAAUCCAAUGAAACAGUCAAGUUAUUAUUGAUGUAUCUGAAGAAUUGUCCCUACCUUUUAACGUCGUUAUUAGCGAUACUGGCGACUUUCCAGUUCAACAAAACCGGUAAAAAAGUUCAUGAUUUAACUCGACAAAAGUACAUUUCUGUUUGUUUACGUUCUUUAAGUGAUGCAUUUGCAUCAAAUGGUGCCAGUGACCGUAAUUCAUCCCACUUAAUCAAUGAUAUUGAAAAGUUACUACUAACAGUUUUAGUCUUAACUUCAAAUUUCACCGCCAGUGCUCAUACCCAAAGAGACAGCAUACUUAGUUCUUGGAAAACUCAUUUAAGAGGAGCUAAGGAUCUUUUGGUUAAUUAUAGUAAAAUUUCUAAAUCUAAUGAUUUAAAUAAUCAAUACAUGUCGGGUGGAUUGGCAUUAGCCAAAAUAUGGUUUUUCGCAAUCGAGUCACUUGCUGGAUUAUAUACGCCCUUGGGUGGAACUUUAACCAAAACUAAAAAGAACCCUUCAAGUUCGGAAAGCUCAGUGAAACUGAUUAUCUUGACAACAGAUACAGAGGACGAUAGCGAAAAUUACAAUAAAAUUAUUUUUUUGGAUACUGGUCAUUUUAAUCCACAAAGUAAUCCCGAGUAUCAUGAUUCUUUAAUUCAUAUUGGUCUUCAGACAUCGUAUCCUACACAGAAUCUCCAUCUCAAUGCAAUGUUUCCUGAUAAAAAACUGGUUCUGGAUGAGUUUAAUUUGUUUGUUGGUUAUUGUAUGAGUUAUGUCUAUCUUAUUCAAGAACUUACCAAUUGUUUAGAGUCAUUACGUAACAAUCCAGGAAAACAAUUAUCAAAUUCCAGAAUCACCAAAUUGAUGGCGUUAGUACAUGAUGCUAGGCAAUCGCAAGUUGCUCCACAAUUCAAACGAAAAUCAUACAUCAUUCCUAGAACCAGUCCGGCACAUCCAGAUUAUAGAUUAACCUUGACCAAGAUAGUCUUGCCCCCAGCAGCGUAUUCCAAAUUCAAUGAUCCUGACGGCCAUACUCUAUACUAUUCCUGGUUUGACUUUUCUCAUCAGCUCCACGUUGAUUCGAUUAACUUGAGGAUCUUAGUAACCCCGGGUCUCCUACAAUUACCUAAUAAACACCCAUUGGUGAAACAAUUGGUGAGAGAUAUAGUGGAGAGCGCAUUUUUCAUCAAAGGUAAAGAUGAAUAUAAAGACAUGUAUAAUCAAUUGAAGCAGCAAGGCAAAAUCUUGACAGAGAGUACAAACUUCUUUCUCCCCACUACCUUAUUUGACAUCCGUUGCAUCAUGACCCAAAGUCCCUUCCGGAUUUGUGCUGGAUUAGUUGAAAGAGACAUUGAUUUUGAAAAAAUCGAAUUAUUCUUCCUGGGUUUGGUCAAAUUGGGUAACGGUAGUUCCUUAGCUGCCUUGGACAAGGUUGCCCAUUUUAAAGAAAAGGCUAAGCAUCGUAAAGAGCGUGGUCUCGAAGACUCGAGCGAAGAAGGUGAAGAAGCAGUAAAGGAUAUUGUUGGAGACAUGGAUGCAAUUCCUUUUGCGUAAACAAUCAUCCGCUUCUCUCUUCAAACACCCUACCUACCCCUAUAACAUUCUCCAUCUAAUGUAACAUUAUCGU
Hyphopichia burtonii NRRL Y-1933 is the source of this 3240-nucleotide messenger RNA. RefSeq names its product Lys144p (gene LYS144). The coding region runs from base 345 to 3167 and encodes 940 amino acids. The transcript has a single exon. Gene Ontology annotation, cellular component: nucleus. Lineage: Eukaryota; Fungi; Ascomycota; Pichiomycetes; Serinales; Debaryomycetaceae. Gene Ontology annotation, biological process: positive regulation of transcription by RNA polymerase II. Gene Ontology annotation, molecular function: zinc ion binding; transcription cis-regulatory region binding; DNA-binding transcription factor activity, RNA polymerase II-specific. The record is from RefSeq and is a predicted model, not a curated record.